CCCUUGCCGCGUGCUCAGUCAGCUCAGCUGAAAUGCAGGCCAAAGGCUUGAGGGCUCCAUCCUGGGGAGUGCUUGUUCUGCUCGUGGAGGCCUGAUCACCCUUUAGACUUUGCCGGGUUAAUCCAACACAGACCUUGGCUGCAACUGGCUCUCCUUUUCGCAGCUGCCCUUUGACCGGACUGCCUGUAUCAGUUAGGAAAGCGCACGCCAGUGGUGCCCCAGGAAGGCCAGCAAAGGCAUCUCGGCGUCUCUGCCUUCAGCAACAGGAUGUGACUGCUGGGGCUGCCACGCGCUGCAGCCUCUCUCCCAUGGCCCUGGGGCGUCCCUGCAGCUGGAAGAGGGUGUUUUGCCUGAGCGCCGUCCUGUCAUUCCUCUUCUGCUGCCUAUUCCUGCUGCCCAAUGCCACCCACAGGGAGCGGCAGGCCUCUGCCCGCUUCUUUGCUGCCUGGCAGGGGCCCUCUCAGAGGACUCAUCCUGUAGCGGCAGCUUCAGCCCCUGGGGGCGUGGACUUUGGGCCUCUGUUCUCAGGCGCUCGCUCAGAGCCACACUGCGAGCCCCAGCAGGUGCUCCUGAUCCUCGUGACUUCAGCCCCAGGCAAUGCAGCGCCUCGGCAGGUGAUCCGGAAGACCUGGGCCACCCAAGACAGGCGCCAGCCUUACCCGUGGCAGGCAGUGUUCCUGAUUGGCCAAACCACACCUGAGGGGUCUGCCUGGCAGGUCCAGCAGGAGCAGCGGGAGUUCAGGGACAUCCUGGUUGGGAACUACCUAGACACCUACCGCAAUCUCACCCUGAAAGUGAUGCACGGCCUCAAGUGGGCUCUUGAGCGGUGCCGGCCCAGCUAUGUCCUUAAGACAGACGACGACUGCUUUGUCAACACCGAAUGGCUGCCGGAGUUCCUGGCCAGGAGGAACGCCAUCAAGACGGGGCUCUACGCCGGCUCCCUCUUCCCUCGGGAGAAGCGGCAAGUCAUCCGGCAUCCCUCCAGUAAGUGGUACGUUUCGAACCAAGAUUACCCCCCGAAUGAGUACCCACCGUACGCCAGUGGCGUUGGCUACAUCCUGUCCCUGGAUGCGGUCCGGCGGAUCAUGCAGGCGGCGGAGCACGUCCGCCCCAUCCCCGUGGAGGACGCCUACUUGGGCAUCUUGGCUCAGCGGGCCGGCCUCCGCCUGCAACCGAGCGCACGCUUCGCCAAGCAGAACGCGAGAUGGCGGCUCUGCAACUACCGCUACCUGAUGGUGAUUCACCACCUCAGUGCACGGGAGCAGGAGGCCGCAACCCAGAGCGUGCGGGAGGCCCGCAGCGCCUGCCGCGAGACCCUCGAGAUCACCCAGUGGAAGUGAGCAGCACGAUCGACCGAAGGGGAGGCUCUCCCCGUGCUGCCCCCACAAGAGCUUUGCUGUGUCCUCACUGGCCACAGCCACUGCUGCUCCCCCCUGGCAGCCACCUCCUGGCCUGAGAGACAGGCGCUCCUAGGGCUGCCCAAGACUCUGCCUGACGUCCCGAGUCCCUCUUGCCAGUACCGUCUGCUCUGGCCGGCUGGCAGCAGGUUCCCAGCAUCUGGAGCAUGGGAUGCCUUCCCAGCGCUGCUCUCCCAAGUCCUUUGAAAUGGAGCUGCCAGAGAGUGGCUGUGGGACCUGCUGCCUGCAUGCAAAGUACGUGCUUGAGCCUCAGCGCUCCCUUCAUCAGGACAGGCUGCUACAGCCCUAACUGUGGCAGGCCCUUGGUCCCUCUGAGAGAUGCUUGCUGUCCCAGGCCUCGGCGCGCGCAAGAGAGAGUGAGCAGCCUGGAGCAGCUGUCUUGCCCAAGCCGGAGAUGCCCAGGGUUCUCCCGGGGGACCUUCUGCUUGCCACGCGUGGGCCUCCCCACGGAACGGAGGUCCUCCCCCAGAAUCCAUACCCUUCCUGCCUUCUACC
Elgaria multicarinata webbii is the source of this 1913-nucleotide messenger RNA. Its product is annotated as beta-1,3-galactosyltransferase 5-like. NCBI's taxonomy places the organism in Eukaryota, Metazoa, Chordata, Lepidosauria, Squamata, Anguidae. The coding region runs from base 309 to 1340 and encodes 343 amino acids. Gene Ontology annotation, cellular component: Golgi membrane. The transcript has a single exon. The record is from RefSeq and is a predicted model, not a curated record. Gene Ontology annotation, molecular function: hexosyltransferase activity.